Molecule: messenger RNA, 1305 nt
Organism: Colletotrichum paranaense
Lineage: Eukaryota; Fungi; Ascomycota; Sordariomycetes; Glomerellales; Glomerellaceae
Product: chitinase 1
Exons: 2
Coding region: 1-1305 (434 amino acids)
Biological process (GO): carbohydrate metabolic process; chitin catabolic process
Cellular component (GO): extracellular region
Molecular function (GO): chitinase activity; chitin binding
Source: RefSeq, a predicted model, not a curated record
AUGAUGGUACUUCAACUUUUUAUAGCAGCUCUUGCUGUGACGCAUGCCCUCGCUAGCCCCUUGAGCGGCCGGCCUUGUGGAAACGACUCCACCGCAAAGCAGGGUCAUCGGAAUCUCUUAUACGUAACGAAUUGGGGGAUUUAUGGUGCGGGCUACCACCCCGAUAGCCUUCCUGUAGAAGACAUUACGCAUGUGCUAUACGCUUUCGCAGAUAUAACAUCGAACGGAACAGUCGUCUCAUCAGAUCCAUGGGCCGACACCGGAAAGCCUUUUGGCAACGAAAGCACCACAGAGCCUGGCCAUAACGCUGACGGCCUGGUUAAACAGCUCUACCUAAAGAAAAUGGCCAACCGCAACAUGAAAGUCAUACUAUCCAUAGGCGGCUACAACUGGUCACCCAAAUUCGAACCCGUCGCUGCCGACAAAUUUCGCCGCGCAACCUUUGUUUCCUCCGCCAUCAAUCUCAUGGCAGACUUUGGGAUGGAUGGCAUCGACAUCGACUACGAGUACCCAAACACUACUGAAAAGAAUCAAAAUUGCGUAAAGCUCCUGUCCGAACUUCGCACAGGCUUGGACGACUUUUCGAAGAGCAAUGCAGGCGGAUAUCACUUCACUCUAGGCUUUCCUGCACCAGCAGGUCCUCAAAACUACAAAGCAUUUGACUUCCAAGAGAUGGACAAGUCUCUCGACUUCUGGUCACUCAUGGCAUUUGAUUUUACCGGUGCCUGGGAGAACGUCACAGGCCACCAGUCCAAUGUCUUCCGCAGCAAGCGAAACCCGCAAAGCACCAGGGCGAGCGUCGAGAGGGCCUUCGAGGACUACGUUGAAGAAGGAGGGAUCUCUCCUGCCAAGAUCAACUUAGGUAUGCCCCUCUACGGUCGCGCCUUCGGCAACACCAAGGGUUUGGGGAAAUCGUACAGCGGACUACCGAAUGGUACGCUCGGCCAAGCUGGAAUCUACCUCUACAAAGACCUCCCUAGGCCCGGUGCGACGGUCCAUUGGGACAGUGCAGUCAAGGCCACGUACUCAUACAACAACGCGACGCGAGAGCUGGUGACAUUUGACAAUAUAAGAAGCGCAAAGUACAAGCAGGCUUAUAUCAAGAAAAAGAAACUAGGUGGUGCUAUGUUCUGGGAGGCUACGGGCGAUAAGGCGGGUGACGAGAGUCUGGUUCGCAGUAUGGCGAAGGGGAUGGGCAAACUUGAGAAGUCGCAGAACUUGCUGUGGUACCCGACUUCUCAGUAUGACAACAUUCGCAAUGGGAUGAAGACAAAGUUUAUUGUGCCUCCAAGCAAGAGAUCAUAA